UCUGAUGGAUGUUUGGAGAAUGAGAGAAUUGCUCUGUUGCAAAUCAAAUCUCAUUUCAAUUCUUCUUCUUCUUCUUUUAUGUCUGCUUGGGGUAUAACUGCUGACUGUUGUAGUUGGGUACGCGUAGACUGCAACUCCACCACAGGGCAUGUUGUCCAACUCUCUCUUUAUGAUGUAAAAAGCACAGAAGGAGAUUAUUGGUAUCUAAAUGCUUCUUUGUUUCUUCCCUUCCAGCAAUUGAAUUCUCUUACCCUGUGGGGAAAUAAUAUAGCUGGUUGCAUCAAGAAUGAAGGUUUUGAAAGGUUAUCAGCACUUGGCAAUUUGGAGCAUCUUGAUUUAGGUGGCAACAGUUUCCACAAAAGCAUCUUAUCAUCUCUAAGUGGUCUUUCAUCUUUAAAAAUUUUAAGUCUAUAUGGAAAUAGAUUGAAAGGGAUAAUUAACAUUGAAGAGUUCAAUCAUCUAAGAAGUUUGAAGGAGUUGAGUUUAUCAGAAAAUGCAAUUGAAGGCUUCAUAUCUUCAAAUGGUAAUGAAGAAGUACUGAAACUGAGCAAUUUGGAGUACCUUUCUUUAAGUUCUAAUCAUGUUAAUAUCAGCCUUUUAUCACCACUCACUAGACUUCCAUCUCUCAAAUAUUUAGAUUUAGAAUAUAAUCAACUGGAAGGACCAUUCAAUUUCAAAGGUUAGAUAUUAUUUUUUAUUUUUCAAUUUUUUUUUACUAUUUGAUCUAAAAAAUUUUAUAAUUAUAUAAUUAUUUUUGCUUUCUCAUUAAAUUAGAAUUGGGCAAAAGCAAGCUAGUGACAUUGAACUUGAGUGGCAAUAACAUUACAAAAUUUGUAGACUCAAGAGAAAUAAGGGCUUCAAACAAUAUAAGUGAGCUGUAUUUAAAUCAUAUCACCAUAACAAAAGGAAGCAAGUUAUUGGAAUCAUUGGGAGCAUUUAGCCACCUUAAAAGUCUAUUUCUGGAGUCAUGUAAAUUCGAAGGAGCAAUGCUCAAUCAAGGCUUGCCUCAUCUGCAAAAAAUUGGAGCAAUGUCUUCUCUUAAGAAAUUAUCAUUGCGUAAUUGUGGACUUAAUGACUCAGAGUUUCUAAACCAAGGUAAAAUUAAUAUUAAUCCCUCUUUAUUUUUGAUUUAUUUCAUCUUGAAGAUUUGGGCCAAAACUUUUGCAAAUGAAUUUACAGGUGUCUGCAAAUUAAAACAACUUCAAGAGUUAGAUAUUUCCUAUAAUGACAUCAGUGGUGGCUUGCCUUCAUGUCUGGCUAACAUGACAUCUUUUCAAUCGUUAGAUCUCUCUUCCAAUAAUUUUGUUGGAAACAUCUCUCUCUAUCCAUUUAAGAGAUUAACAAAUCUCGAAUAUUUGGAUUUCUCAUACAAUCUUUUCCAAAUUCCAAUUUCGUUGGAUCCAUUUUUCAACCAUUCAAAACUCAAACACUUUAAAAGUCGGGAUAAUAAUGAAAUAUAUGGAGAAAAAACUGAACAAAAUUUGACCCCAAUGUUUCAACUAGAGACUCUUUCUAUCGAUGGUUAUGCAUGCAAUGAAACAUUUCCCAAAUUCCUUUAUUAUCAGCAUAACCUACGAGUAGCCAGUCUGCAGAGCUUGAAAUUGAGAGGAAGAUUUCCAUAUUGGUUGUUAGAAAACAACACAAAACUAGAAAAGCUUUACUUAAAAAAUAAUUCCCUUUCAGGACCUCUUCAAUUACCACUUCAUUCCCAUUUGAAUUUGUCAUUCUUAGAUAUCUCAGAUAAUCUCUUCCAUGGAAUUAUUCCACUAGAUAUUGGAACACAUUUGUCGAGAUUGGAACUUGUAGACUUGUCUAAAAAUGAUUUCAAUGGUAGCAUUCCUUCUUCAUUUCGAAAUAUGAGCCUAUUGCAAAUUUUAGACUUAUCCAACAAUGAUAUUUCUGGAAGUCUACCCUCUGAUUUUAGCUGUUCAAAUAUGAUAGGAGUUUAUUUGUCUAGAAAUCAGCUUCAAGGAUCAUUAGAAGAUGCAUUUUUCGAUUGCCUUCAAUUGGUUGUGUUAGAUCUUAGCCACAAUAAUAUGACUGGAAGCAUUCCAUCAUGGUUUGAAAGAUUUUAUCAAUUGGGCUAUAUGAUUUUAGGUCAUAAUAAUAUUGAAGGGGAAAUCCCAAUUCAGUUGUGCAAUUUGACCCAAUUAAGCUUGAUUGACCUUUCACAUAAUAAUCUGUCUGGUCAUAUUCCCCCUUGUCUAAGAUCUACAAGCAAUUUUGCUUCCUUGUCUUUGUCUAGUGGUGAAGAGAUAGAAUUCACAACGAAGAGAAAUAUCUAUUCUUACCAAACAAGCAUGCUGGAUUACUUCUCAGGAAUUGAUCUCUCAUGCAACAAGCUGAUAGGCCAAAUUCCUAUCCAAAUUGGUUACCUCAAUGAGAUCCAUGUACUAAAUUUAUCCCACAACAAUUUGAAUGGAAAAAUCCCAGCAUCAUUUUCUAACUUGAGUCAAAUUGAAAGCUUGGAUCUUUCACACAACAACUUGCAAGGGAACAUUCAUUCUCAACUCACUGAGUUGGAUUUUUUGGAAGUCUUCAAUGUAUCAUGCAAUGAUUUAUCUGGUAAAACACCGGAAAAGGUUAAACAGUUUGCAACAUUUGAUGAAAGCAGCUAUCGAGAUAACCCUCUUCUUUGUGGAUGGCCAUUGCAAAAAGAUUGUGCUACAAUGGAAUCUUCUCCAUCAAUCUCAAGAAAUUCAAAUGAUACUGAAGAAAGUAAUUGCUUCAUUGACAUGGAAGGUUUUUAUGUGAGUUUUGGGGUGGCUUACGUUAUGGUGUUGUUGACAAUUGCUGGAGUUUUAUUCAUAAAUCCAUAUUGGAGGCAAGUUUGGUUUUACUUCGUUGAGGUUAGUAUAGACAAGUGCUACUAUUUUCUAAUAGACAAUCUUGGUUGUUUGUCCAAGUUUAAAUUAUUUUGAUGGUGAAAUCAAUAUCAAGAAUUAUGUAUUUAUAUACUUUUACUUUCAACAUCAAUAAAUAAUGUAAA
This is a messenger RNA of Manihot esculenta (cassava), 2989 nucleotides long. RefSeq names its product receptor-like protein 15. The transcript is spliced from 6 exons. Gene Ontology annotation, molecular function: protein binding. NCBI's taxonomy places the organism in Eukaryota, Viridiplantae, Streptophyta, Magnoliopsida, Malpighiales, Euphorbiaceae. The record is from RefSeq and is a predicted model, not a curated record. Bases 987 to 2921 code for a protein of 644 amino acids.